This is a messenger RNA of Penicillium pulvis, 2379 nucleotides long. Its product is annotated as glycoside hydrolase family 92 protein. The transcript has 6 exons. The coding region runs from base 1 to 2379 and encodes 792 amino acids. The record is from RefSeq and is a predicted model, not a curated record. Gene Ontology annotation, biological process: protein quality control for misfolded or incompletely synthesized proteins; glycoprotein catabolic process; protein deglycosylation. Gene Ontology annotation, molecular function: carbohydrate binding; peptide-N4-(N-acetyl-beta-glucosaminyl)asparagine amidase activity. Gene Ontology annotation, cellular component: cytosol; nucleus. Lineage: Eukaryota; Fungi; Ascomycota; Eurotiomycetes; Eurotiales; Aspergillaceae.
AUGUCCCGCCCACGCGCGGACGUGCUCAGUGUUAUUACUGCGGUUUUUUAUGCCUCAGCUGCUAUAGCUUCGCAAGAUGUCACUGAUAGCUUCGAUGUAUUGGAUUAUGUCGAUCCCUUUAUUGGAACCGCGAAUGGAGGCCACGUCUUUGCAGGCGCAACACUGCCAUUUGGUAUGGCCAAAGCUGUUGCCGAUACGGUAGGAGAGAACCAGGCUGGCUUUGCAUACGACGACACGACUGUCACUGGUUUCUCACAUAUGCACGACUCUGGCACAGGUGGUUCGCCGUCUUUGGGAAAUUUCCCCAUAUUUGCCCAGCCUGCCUGUCCGCAUGAUGAUAUCAACCAAUGUGUCUGGCAACAAUCUGACAGAGCGGUGGCCUGGCUGGAAAAUGAUAAGUCUCCUAUGGCUCGGCCCGGGUACUUUGGUAUCUCAUUAGAGAAUGGAGUAUAUGCAGAAAUGACGACCACCAACCGGUCGGCUUUGUAUAGAUUCACAUUUGAACAAUCUUCCAACACAUCGAGCCCUGUGAUUCUAGUGGAUUUGAUGGAUCUCCCACAGUCUCGAACCAAUGGAACGGCAGUUGUGGACAGAUCAACCGGACGGCUAAGCGGAAAUGGCACCUUUAGUCCCAGCUUCGGCAUUGGAAGCUAUGAUUUGCAUUUCUGCGUUGAUUUCAAAGGCGCGAAUCUCCGUGACACGGGUGUCUGGACUAAAAACCGCGCGAACUUCAGCCAAGAAUUUGUUUCAAUGCUAGCUGACGGCACAAAUACCCCGGAUACUCUAUCAGGGGGUACGUUUGCCAGGUUCCACGCUCCCCAAAACAACACCAUUUUGGCGCGUGUUGGUGUAAGCUUCAUUAGUGUCAACCAAGCAUGUGAAAACGCCGAGAAGGAACAGCCCGACUUCGACUUUGAUGGGACGGUGGCAGUAGCUGAAGAUGCUUGGAGAAAGAAGUUGAAUGUUGUCUCCAUCGAUGCAGAGGGAGUUUCGAAAGAUCUACAGACGGUCUUCUGGAGCGGAGCUUACCGGGCCUUCAUCAGUCCCCAGGACUACACAGGUGAAAACCCUCUCUGGAAGAGCGAUGAGCCAUACUAUGACAGUUAUUACUGCAUUUGGGACUCUUAUCGCAGCAUUCACCCACUCUUGACCAUGGUCGAUCCCGUUUCGCAGUCCCUUAUGAUGCGCAGUCUUGUGGACAUCUAUCGACACGAAGGCUAUCUCCCUGACUGUCGCAUGUCCCUGUGCAAGGGCUUUACCCAGGGAGGCUCUAAUGCAGAUGUCGUCUUGGCGGACGCCUAUCUGAAGAAGGUUCCUGGAAUCGACUGGGAAACCGCCUAUGAAGCUGUUGUGAAAGAUGCCGAAGUUGAGCCUAAAAACUGGAAUGUGGAGGGACGCGGUGGCUUACAGAGCUGGAAGAGCCUCGGAUACAUUCCAUUCGACGAUUAUGAUCCCUAUGGAGUGGGCACGCAUACUCGCAGCGUAUCGCGAACAGUUGAGUACGCAUACAACGACUUUUGCAUCGCUGAGAUGGCCAAAGGAUUGGGGCAUUCAGCCGACCACGAUAAAUACGUCGCGCGUUCUGGAAAUUGGGACAAUGUUUUCAAAGCAGACCAGAAGUCCAGCAUUAAUGGAGUCGAUACUGGCUUCACUGGCUUCCUGCAGCCUCGCUAUACCAACGGUACUUGGGGCUACCAGAAUCCCAUCUUUUGCAGCCCUCUUCUGAACUUUACGUCGUGCUACCUGAACCCUACUGGCCAUGAGACGUACGAGGGAAGCGCUUGGCUGUAUACUUUCUAUGCUCCGCACGACAUGGGAGCAUUAGUUCAGAGUCUCGGCGGAAUGGAAAGUUUUACCUCUCGACUACAAUUCUUCCAUGAGUCUGGACUUCUGUACGUGGGCGAUGAGCAGUCCUUCCUUACUGUCUUCCAGUUCCACUACUCUGGACGUCCAGCGCUGUCUGCCAAGUACAGUCACUCCUACAUCCCAUCUCAGUUCAACACUACCGUUGAAGGCAUUGCCGGUAAUGAUGAUAGUGGAGCCAUGGGAUCCUUCGUUGUCUUAAGCAUGAUGGGCCUUUGGCCGGUUCCAGGUCAGGAUGUUUAUCUUAUCACUCCGCCAUACUUCAGGGAGGUCAACGUUACAAAUGGCAUCACUGGCAAGGUUGCGACAAUCCGGAGCAUGAACUUUGACUCUAAUUAUGAGUCCAUCUACAUUCAGAGUGUGACAUGGAAUGGGAAACCCUGGACGAAGAAUUGGGUUACUCAUGACUUCUUUACGGAAGGUGGAGUUCUUGAACUGGAGCUGGGCGCGAUAGAGAGUAAGUGGGGAACAAGCAUUGAAGACCUGCCCCCUAGUCUGUCAGAUUACCACAAUUAG